CUUCUCCCUCCCUCGCUAUUUUUUGUGUUUCUGUUUGGACAUCCAAAGCCAAGGAGCCAAACAACGACUUCCCACUACGACCCCACCUUCCUCCCCUCUUCUCUCUCCUCCUUCUUCUUCUUCCCCUCCUUGGCCUGCCAUCUUCUGCUUCUCCAGAUCUUAACAGCCUGUCCCUCUUCAGCUUCCCAAGUUCGGAUCUUGGCCAAUUUGGAGAUCUACUGUCGAACGCAAACCCAGCUCACUGAUUGACUCAUUGAUUUCCUCUCCUCUCCUCCCUCUUAGGUACUCAUCAGAUUUCUGAUUGCUGUUGGUUUCUCAUCUCUGCUAUCCAAGUCGAAGUAGCCUCUCAAUUGGGUUUCUUCAGUUCAGUGACAACUGGCAGUGAGUGAGACUGCUGCUUCGUUGAGCUUCGAUAACGAUAUACUGCUGAUUGAAAGGGGGCUGCUUCUCUUCGUGGGCAAUCCUUGAGUUCCCUCUGCGUCAAGUUUUUGGCGUUCAUUUUCUGAUAUAAAUGCCCUGCGGUGGGGUUUGAUUAUGAAGGGAGGAGCUCAAGGGUGGCGUUUAGGAAUGGGUGAUGUACAGAUCUUCCCUGGACCUCGCCACCGUGCUCCAUUGAAGAGGCCCGUAUGGAUCAUUGUCUUGGUUUGUAUGGUCAGCUUGUUCCUAGUUUGUGCCUACGUUUAUCCACCUCAGAGCGGCACAGCUUGUUAUCUCUUCUCUUCCAGAGGCUGCAAGGCUUUAUCGGAUUGGCUUCCACCUGCUCCAGCUAGGGAAUUUACUGACAGUGAGAUAGCUUCACAGGUUGUGAUUAGGGAGAUCUUGAGUUCCCCUCCUGUCAAAUCUAAAACUUCUAAGAUCGCUUUCAUGUUCUUGACUCCUGGUCAACUGCCUUUUGAGAAGUUGUGGGAGAAGUUCUUCAAUGGCCAUGAAGGGAAGUUUUCUGUUUAUGUCCAUGCCUCCAACAAUAAACCAGUGCAUGUGAGCCGGUAUUUUGUUAAUCGGGACAUACGCAGUGAACAGGUGAUAUGGGGGAAGAUAUCGAUGAUAGAUGCUGAGAGACGCCUUUUAGCCAAUGCUAUGCAAGAUCCUGACAAUCAGCAUUUUGUUUUGCUUUCUGAUAGCUGUAUACCAUUGCACAAGUUUGACUAUGUCUACAACUACCUGCUGUAUACAAAUGUCAGCUUCCUUGACUGUUUUUAUGAUCCUGGUCCGCAUGGCAAUGGCAGAUAUUCAGAGCAUAUGUUACCUGAAGUUGAUAUAAAAGAUUUCAGAAAAGGUGCACAGUGGUUCUCAAUGAAGCGGCAGCAUGCUAUGAUAGUUUUGGCUGAUAGUCUUUACUACUCAAAAUUCCGUGACUACUGCAAGCAUGGCAUGGAUGGAGGGAAGAAUUGCAUUGCUGAUGAGCACUAUCUGCCAACCUUUUUCCAUAUGAUCGAUCCUCAGGGAAUUGCAAACUGGUCAGUAACACAUGUUGAUUGGUCUGAGAGAAAGUGGCAUCCUAAGUCGUACACAGCUCACGAUGUCACACGUGAACUUAUAAAGAAUCUUACGUCGAUUGAUGUCAGUGUACAUGUAACGAGUGAGGAAAAGAGUUUGGAUGUGGACGAGCAGCCAUGCAUAUGGAACGGGAUUCAAAGGCCGUGCUACUUGUUUGCAAGGAAAUUCCAUGCAGAGACUCUCGAUAAUCUGCUGCAACUCUUCUCCUCCAACUAUACAACCAGCUGAGUGACAUAGUUUUGACUCCUUUAGAAGAAUUCUUUGGUUGGAUGAAUCAAUGGUUGCUUUGAAAAUUGAGACACCCCCAUCAAAAGAAAAGAAAAAAGAUUUGCGUAUCUUAAAAAAAAAAAAGGAUCUCUAACUCUAAGUCAGCCCUUCCCUAUGAAAAUCAGCGGUUGGAUUUCUUGAUUCAUAUUAUGCUAAGGGGAGGAUAGUGAGGUGGAAUAUAGUUGAGAGUUAUUGUUGAGAAGACAAUGGGGGUGGCUAACAGAAUGUUUGGGGGGAGAAAUAUAUAUGGGGAAAAUUGGGUGCAGGCUUUAUUUGUUCUCCAUUUGGGGCUAUGGACCUUUUCCUAAAUUGGGGUAUAGUUUUUUUUUUUUUCCCCCCAAGGGGGGUACUUGAAAUUUGACCUUAAGGCUUACUGUUUUGGAUCUUCUUCUCUUGUUUCUUUUCUUGGUUUUAUUGUAAAAGUUGGAAACGAACGGUUCUUUGUGAAGUUGGAAAUACAACAGUUGGGACUAGCCCCCCCUUGAUUUUGGUACGGAAAUAUCAGUUCAGCAGCACAGCAGCCUUUAGUACAUGAGUUGCGUGCGAUGAUCUGCUCCUACUGUUUUGUUGUUUACUUCCAUCUGAUCUGAGCAUUAUCAGUUAGUUGAUGUUGAAUGAUAUAGCGUUGCCAUUUCAAGCUAGUAACAGAAGUUAUUGGUUUGAUGUGCUAGGGCAGAAGUAGAAACGAGAUUGAAGUGAGUUUGGUGAUCCAGUUGCAUGAAAAAUAAAGUUCAGUAUCCUAUGCGAUGCAUGUCAAUAAGUUGGGUGAUCAUAUCGAGUAUUUAACCCGCUUGUACCAUUGGAUGGGGGACACGACUUCAUGGUGCCAUGUUGCCAACCCUAAUUGGUCCUUCCAUUUUGGGACACUUUUGUUUUGUUUGUAUGAAUAGCCAGCCAGCCACUCCUUUUCCUGUCAUCCUUCGAUUUAACACCCUUGGCCCCUGAACUCGUGGCUGUGUUCAAACUUCAACCCAUUUCCCAUUUCAUUCAAUUAAGUUAUGGUCCUCCAGUUUUUUGUUAGGAGUUAGAGGACUAUCCUCCAACGAUUUGGAUAGAAGACCCACUCUAUCAAUGACUCAGAUCUCUUCAAAAUAGAAAUUAGUGUGGCUUCAAUCCUUCCUAUCCUAGCCCAUGGGAGUGGAGCACCCUCCUCCUAAAGAAGUGAACAAUAGCAUUUCAUCUGUUGGUUG
Messenger RNA from Linum tenue, 2954 nucleotides. The record is from the annotation of a GenBank genome assembly. NCBI's taxonomy places the organism in Eukaryota, Viridiplantae, Streptophyta, Magnoliopsida, Malpighiales, Linaceae.